AUGUCAAAGAUUCAAGAAAGAAAUUCAAAUAGAUUAGCCAAUGGUAGACUUCAUAUAGGAAAAAGCACAGUUUAUAGACCUAGCAUGCGCUAUAAAGAAUGGAGAGGCUCGAAAAGUGGAGAACUUUCAAAAGAAUACUCAAAAGAAAAUUCUUACAAAAUGAAGCUUGAAUUUCCAGAAAAAGAAGAAAUAAAUCAUAUUGACACUCAAACCCCUCAUUUUAUUGGAAAGUCAAAUGACAAGCUCAGCAAUUUUUUGUCGUCAAUUGGACUUGAAAAAUACAUUUCUCAAUUCAAAAUGAACCAAAUUUCUAUGGAAGAUUUGCCUUAUCUUACAAAAGAAGACUUUCAAGAUUUAGGCUUGCCAAUAGGCCCAAGGAAUCGACUCAUAAAAUUUCUUAAUGAGCAGAAAGGUGAGAAUCAAGAAAUAAGAGAAAAUGAUGAUUGAAAUGGGAUUGAAGAGAAGGAAGAAUACGAAGAAGAAAUGGAAGAAAAAGAACUAGAAGAUAAGGAAAUGAGCUUAAAAGAAUUCGAAGAAGUUAUAUUAAAAAUUUCAGAACAGCAGAUAGGCAUGAUGGAAGCUAUUGAAGAAAACCAAAGAGCUAUUGUAAAAUUAGCAAGCUCAAUUGCUCAAGAUACCGAAUCGAAUGCAUCGGAAGCGAUGUCUAGCAGACUUUCAAGCUAUGAAUCUUUUGAUAGGAGUAAAUCACCGUCAAGAUUCGCCCAGCCAACAUUGAGUUCGAUGGCAAAACAAAAAGUGAUCCCAAACAAAUACAUGAAAGUUAGCCCACUGAGACAAGCUUAUGCCUUGAAAUAUUUGAGUAGCCAAUAA
Messenger RNA from Blepharisma stoltei, 831 nucleotides. NCBI's taxonomy places the organism in Eukaryota, Ciliophora, Heterotrichea, Heterotrichida, Blepharismidae. The record is from the annotation of a GenBank genome assembly.